AUGGCCAUCGCUGAGAAUAUAUCGACGACGGCGACGUGAGAGUGUUUGGACCGGGCUGCAGCUCGUCUCCUGAGACAUUUGGGGGUCACGACUCUCAGACUUCACCUGGUCGUCUCCUGUUAUUGAGAUCUGUCCAUUUCCCCUGUCCUCUGAUCAGGAAGCGUGUCCCGAGGACUGGAGACUGUGACACUCUGUCCGCCUCAUUGUCCAGGAGAAACAGGAGGACAAUCGCUUUGUCAAUGAUUUAUUUUCUCAAGGUGAUGGUCUGCUACAAAGAAAAACAAGCAGAUCUGUCGGUCGUCACUCAGAGUCGAGUGUCCUUGGCUAUUGUGUCGAAGCCUCUCUUCAACAGAGCAGAGAAAAAGCCAUUUGUUCAUUGGGUGAAAAAAGCAUGA
Messenger RNA from Xyrichtys novacula (pearly razorfish), 395 nucleotides. NCBI's taxonomy places the organism in Eukaryota, Metazoa, Chordata, Actinopteri, Labriformes, Labridae. The record is from the annotation of a GenBank genome assembly.